AAUCAUUUAGAUAAUAAUCAUACUAUAAAAUGAAAUGUUUAUACGGUGGAAAUUGAUUAUAAUAUACGAUAUAAUUAUUGUGACACUUUUAUAUUUCAAUACAAUAUGUGCAACAGGCGUAAGAAAUCCAAUGAAAUUUGCUGGCGUAGUAGAAAAUAUUACAGUGUACGUUUUGGAAGAUACAAAUUAUUUCCAAAGUGACAGUGUACAGAAAUCAUUGAAAAUGAAUGUGUCUUGGAUGCCACCGAGUGAAGGAAAACAACCUUCUUCGUACAGCAUUAUGAUUACAAGUGUCUCGAAAGAAACUGACAGAAAUGAGACGGAAUGUACGGAAGACUCUGCGUUAUACACUACACAAAACAAAAGUACAUUUAGCAUAAUAAUACCACAAAAUCACUUAUACGGCAUACCAAAGUUACAAAUACGUCCAAAUUGUACGUACAAGAUACACGUUUAUGCCAAUCCGAGAGCUCCCGCAAGAAAGCUACCAGAGGUUAUCUACAACGUUCCAGAAUGCAUAGGACGUAAAUGCAAUUGCGCGUAUGCAACAUCUAUUUUGCCCAUUCCAGAAGUAGAAGUAAUCCAAAGAAAAAAAAGCGUUAUUAUCAACUGGAAAAUUACAUCAAAUAGUUCUCAUAUUCAUUCUUACAUAAUUAGUAUUGGCAUACCAUUGAUGAUAUCGCAAGCAGGGCAUUCUGUAUAUAAUAUCACAAAGAUAAGUAACGUGACCUCUACAAUAAAUACUUUUAAUUGGGAUAUGAGAAUUAACGAUCGGUAUACAAAAAUGAAAAGUGGAUACAAGGUAUUAGUAGCAGCAAUGGAUCAUCAAGGUUGCUUAGGAAAUCAAGGUGGCUUCAUUGUUAAUGAUACAAACAAAACUAAAAUAUUGGAUGGGAGCACCAUGUGGUUAUUACUUGUCGGCAUCAUCAUUUGUAUUAUAUUAAGCUUUAUCUGCAUUAUAUCAAUAUAUAAUAAAAAUGGAUAUCAUCUUGUAUCAGUUAGACGAAGACGAACAGUGUCUGAUCUUUCCGCUUGCAAGUUAGCUCAAUGGCCAGAUCUAGUUUUCCAAAGACGCAACACUGAUGUAUAUGUUGAUCAAAAAUCCGAGGAGACACAUUGCAAGCCACAGAAGGACGCAUUUGAAAUGCCAUAUAAAUGUAUAAAUCUGACAUGUGAAUUAGGAAAAGGGCAGUUCGGUAAAGUAUAUCUAGGCACCGUGAACAAUGAAAGCACGUUAGUAGCCGUUAAAAUGUCUCAAUGUUUUGACGCGUGCAACGAACCAGAAGUUAGACGUCAAUUAUUAGAAGAAAUCAAGAUAAUGAAAAUGGCUGGUCCACAUAAGCAUUUAGUGAACCUCAUAGGUUGUUGUACUUCACCGAACAAUCCUAUAUGUAUAAUUUUGGAAUACAUGGAGGGUGGAGAUUUGCUUGAGUAUCUACAUUAUAGAAGAAAAAUACAAACGGACGACACGUCUUUGUGCAAUUUUGAAAAAAUUGCAUCCAGAUACGCAAAUAUUUUUGAGAAAAACAAAAACAAUGAUGAAAAUGUAUACGACGUAAUCGAAAGACAACAAUUUAUAAAAUUUGCACUCGACAUCGUAAAAGGAAUGGAACAUUUAGAAGCUAAAAACAUCAUACAUCGAGAUUUGGCGGCAAGAAACAUCCUUCUCACCUCAAAUCUAACGCUAAAGAUCUCUGAUUUUGGUCUGUCACGAAAUGGAGUGUACGUGAUAAAUAAUAUAUCUGGCAAAACUCGUCAACUCCCAAUACGUUGGAUGUCACCGGAAGCUAUACGCGAUCAUGUUUUCUCUUCUAAAAGCGAUGUUUGGUCAUUCGGUGUUGUGCUCUGGGAAAUUGGAACUCUAGGUUUUUUUCCAUAUGCUAAUAUACAGGACAAUGAAUUAUUACAUUAUUUAACUCAGGAAAAAUGUCACCUGGAAUGUCCCAAAACGAUUUCUCAUGAUAUAUAUAACAUUAUGUGCUCCUGUUGGAACACUAUACCGCAUGAUAGACCCAGUUUCACACAACUUGCUUUAGACCUGCAGAUAUUAAACAAACCUCUAUGUUCUAUGUACGAGGCAAAUAAUCCUUGUUACGCACUCUUAUCACAUUAAUAUAUCGUAGAAUCAAUAAAUAAGAUAUUUUAUAUAUAUGAAUUACUGGGCAAAAUUAGAAGAACAAAAGUUUGAAAUAACACCAACUUCAUAAAAGUUGAACAAAAAAUCUGAAUUGUUAAUAUGAUUGACCCUUACAAAGUCUCCCCACUAUGGAUCCAGUUCGGAAUUAUGCCCCUUGAAGCAACCCCCUGUCAAAAACAGAAGUUGCAAGAUUGUAGUUUAAAAAGUACAGGGCAAUCUAAUGCAAAAAAAAAUGGCUUGGAAAAAUUCGGAAAUGGGCCCAACCACACCCGCAAAGGUCUCUGGCACUCCUUCUUAACCACGAAACUCACCCCUUUCAACCUUUGUCACUUCUUUGGUCGGACAGCAAAAACAGUGAAUCGCGAUUACACCAGCCUACUUAGUGGUUGCUUCAUAGCACGAAUUGCAUUUGAGACAAAAAAAUCAUUGUUCUCUCUCCGCCAUCUGGUUCAGCCAUGGCUUCAGCUAAUACCGAGGGGACUUCCGAAAAGUCAGAGGUAGAGUGGACGACUAGGUGAGGGUUUUAGUGGGCAGGCUACACCGGCACCAGUUAAGACUGGGAGUCGGUGUAGAAUCACACACUACCCGGGAGUACGGGCUCCCGGGUGUCUUUUGAAGAUUUCCCUCAUCCGCGCAAAACAAAAAAAAAAAGGUUGGUGGAUGUUCGUACCCAAUUUUUAUUUUAUAUUCGUACUGCUCGGAAGUUAAUAACGUUUCGACAUCAGUUAGUGUCGAUACUUAAGACUUUAAAUUAAAUUAUAGUCGGUGCUCCGAGUUGAUCUCUUUAUCUGCUAAAUUAGGAGAUGAAAUCAAAUUCGCGUUGGGCAACAAAAUUACUCUGGUAAGUCAUUCUAGGAUUAAUAAUAAAUUAUCGGCAUCAUAUAUUGUUUAUGGUCAUUAGAAAGCUUGUAAUUCAGAUUUUUAUAAUCCAGUUUUUGUUCAUAUGUCCAGUAAUUAUUAGAAGAAAGGUUUAUAUUUCCAGUAAGAAAUUAAACAACUCCCAUAUAAGCUAUACUAAAACUUCGAAACUUUUUCUACCAUAUGUAUGGUAGAAAGCUUAUUUCAUAUUUCACAAGAAUGUGUAUUGACACUUGAAUAAUUCCCGUAAGUAAGAGGUAAACCUGCAGUACUUUAUUAUGUGCAUAAACCAUGUUAAAGGGGGAACCUCAUGUAAAUCGAAAUUUUUUAGCAAUUUUUUUCUUGCUUAAAUUUAUAGGAAAUUUUCCGUACAAUAAAAAAAAAGUAGAAACCGAUUUGAGACUUUCUUCUAUGUUAUUUUCGUCGAAAAGUGAACAGUGGGCGGAGCACUCAAGUAGACGAAUCGGGAACUCAGCCUUUUGAUCCCUCUGUAACAAAUAUUAACCUGGCUGUGUUAAAGUAAUGUUCGAGGAACAAGAAGAUCUGCUCUAUGGCCCUGGAAUCGCAGAUUAGCAAAAGAUUGCGGUAAGUUAAAAUAAAUUACGAUUUUUUCACGAUUUUGUUACUCGAACUUUGAACGUUUUUCUCGAAACGCAAAAUUUCACUGCAACAUAACUCAAAAACUAAUUUUUCGAUCUUUAUAAAAUUUAUAUAUGGUAUAAAUAUUCUAUAGAUAGUUGGUCACAACAUGACAUUCUCCAAUUUUUAUUUUUUAAUUUAAAACGUUGUUAUUAACAAUUGUUUAAAAAAAACCUUUCUUUUUCAAAACUUCGCGAUUUUUGCAAAUUUGCAAAUUUUAAUAAAAUGAAAAUGUCAUGUUGUGCGUUUUUGCAUAAACUAAAAAACCCAUUUUGGUUUUUUGUUUCAGAUCAUUUUUGUGACCUGUACGCUGCACGGCACAUUUUCCAGACGCCAUUUUCAAGCCGCCAUUGCACCGUUAUUAUAAACAAUUAAAGUUUGAAAAAAAAAUAUUUUUUACAUUGUAAUGUCCAUAAAUUGUACUUUAAAUUUCAAAUCAAUCUACGCGUUAUUUUUCAAAAAAAUUCUUGAAAAACAGGCUGUUUACAUGAGGUUCUCCUGUUAAGUAAGUCUUACGUCUGCUCAUAGCUAGACUUAAGACGAUCUAUGAAUUCAAUCCAAAAUGACAAAAAUAAAUUGUGAUUAAAAAUUAU
Monomorium pharaonis (pharaoh ant) is the source of this 4227-nucleotide messenger RNA. RefSeq names its product fibroblast growth factor receptor 3. Bases 35 to 2113 code for a protein of 692 amino acids. The transcript is spliced from 8 exons. The record is from RefSeq and is a predicted model, not a curated record. Lineage: Eukaryota; Metazoa; Arthropoda; Insecta; Hymenoptera; Formicidae. Gene Ontology annotation, biological process: positive regulation of kinase activity; protein phosphorylation; multicellular organism development. Gene Ontology annotation, cellular component: signaling receptor complex. Gene Ontology annotation, molecular function: transmembrane receptor protein tyrosine kinase activity; ATP binding.